AUGCCAGUGGCCCAAACACCGUCUCUGUGCCAACUGACCCAGUUCAGAAAGGUCGCCUACUUGUUGUUUUUGGACGGAGUGGCGCGUUGCUUACAGAACCUCGUGGCUAUUGUGAUGCUGAAUCACCUCACGGCACUGGGCUACUCAGUGGCCAGCGUGAUGAAGCGCUUUGUCGUCAUUCUCACUGCCAUCGUCUUCUUUGCUACCCCUGUCUCUGGCAUGACUUUCUUCGGCCUCGGCCUCGCCAUGACCGGCCUACUCUUAUACAACCUUAGUAAGGAUGGCCAAUCCAGAGACCCGAGCCAGAACUCUGAGUUGGAACAAACCGAUGAAAAUGGCUCAAUGAAGGAGACACAAAAGAGCACACCUACACGCAUUCGGAUGUUUUGCCCUGGCUCGGUGCUCCCCGUGAUGCUCUUUUUCUGUACUACUUCUCUCCUCGCCUCCAUGGCUGUGCUAUACCUCGUCCUCAAUUCACCACCACCUCAUUGCACAGAGGCGUGUGAAACAGAGGAGUCACAAGCAUCGGUGGUUUCCCUGGCACCGGAUCUCCUUCUACCUCUUCUAGCCGUGAUCACGCGGCACGUGCCCUCGGUGGCACGCUACCUCGUCGCAUGCAUGGCGUGGCUGUGGCCUCUCGGCAUCCUUUUUCUUCUUCCUAUCGCCUUUGUCGCCCUUCUCUACUUCACCGCUUUUCUGGUUCAACUCUACUGUCUUCGUGACUGGCUCAUUGGUGGUCUGCGAGGCACCGCCGCCAGUAGCAGUGGAAGCAGCAGUAGUACUGAAGAGCCGUACCUGAACACUGAUCACCUCUUGCGUCGAUUGGUGGCGGUGAUGUGGGAGGCGCACGGUCGGGCCUUCCACGGUUACGAAGUGGUGGGCAUGGAGAAGUUGCCCGCACCCGGAGAGGGCGCUUUUCUCGUCUAUUAUCACGGCACUAUACCCCUUGACGCCUACUACUUCAUCGCGAGGCAUAUCAUUAAGCGAAACCGACUGCCAAUCCCAGUGGUGGAUCGCUUUCUCUUCCGACUACCGGGACUUCAACGGAUCCUCCGACUGACCUGUGCCCUUGAGGGUUCGGUGGAAGAGUGCGUUGCUCUGCUCAAUCCUACCUUAGCUGAAUCCAGCAAAUCACUCCGGAGCAACAGCAACUCCAACAACCCGAAAAUACUAGAUGCCAGAAAUCAUGACGCAAUAGAGAUCGGUGAAACUUCCACCAGGGCGGAGCAAGAAAAGGAGCAACAAGAAGGUGAUGAAGAGAUGAGGACGGUCUCGUCCCAAGCCGGUGAAGUGUUACUCCUCUCCCCAGGAGGUGUUCGCGAGGCCCUGUUCUCCGACGAGUACUACUCCGUGCUCUGGGGCAAGCGUCGUGGAUUCGCACGCAUCGCCAUCAAGGCAAAGCGUCCUAUUUAUCCCGUGUUCACGGAAAAUAUUCGUGAGGGCAUUCGUCUCGUUCAAUACGGCAAAUGUUGGCUACGUCGACUCUACGAGUUCACGCGACUACCGUUUGGUCUGUUCUAUGGCUACUUCCCGGUCAAGUUACGAACCCACAUCGGUGAUCCAAUCUACCCACGGAUAGGCGAAACCGAUGAGCAAUUGGCGGAUAGGAUGCGUAUGAUGCCACCCUACAUCAUUCGCCGUUGCCUAGCUACUGCGAACAACUGUCCCCCGGUGGCACUCACUGUGCGCCUGCAGGAGGCUGUGGAUCGUUGGCCAGUGGAUCCCACCAAGAAACAUUGCGAUAUCCGUGUGCACUUGGAGAAACGUGCACGCCACCUCAUCUCCCGCAACAGUGCUCUGGAGCAGCUCGAAGAAGAAGCCGUCUGUCUAGAACGCCUGACGGCAAAUGUACAUCGUGACAGCUACCCCGUACCUCAAGGUUUAGGUGGACCCCCACCCAUCGUUGCUGCUGCCGGCCUCGACCUCUCAUCCACCUCUGCCAUUUUAACAGCCGGAGGCGAUCCCAAGCGGGAAAAACGACUUAUAUCUCGUCUGCUGCGGUUCUUCAGCUAA
Molecule: messenger RNA, 2013 nt
Organism: Echinococcus granulosus
Lineage: Eukaryota; Metazoa; Platyhelminthes; Cestoda; Cyclophyllidea; Taeniidae
Product: Transmembrane protein
Exons: 11
Coding region: 1-2013 (670 amino acids)
Biological process (GO): mitochondrial respiratory chain complex III assembly
Cellular component (GO): membrane
Source: RefSeq, a predicted model, not a curated record